GUAACUGGACGCUUAUGUUGCUGCAGUGCGACAACUGGGACAACUUUACAAACUAACGAGCUUUUAAUGUGUAUUAACCACUUUGUUUAGUCAGGUGUUUGGCUUGUCUUUAAACGAAAUGGCACGUGAAUACUAUUUUAUACCGCAAACGAGGAUGUACAUUUAGCGAACGCAUUCGUUUAUGGUUAGCGUUCAUGCUAACUAGUGCUGCCUUCAGGGACUAUCGAAAAUGAUGUAUUUAGGGAAAAUGAGCUCCACUUAUUGACCUGAUUUUUACAAUCGAAAAGUGUACGGCAUGAAAGCUGUCUUUUGUGAGAAAGUAUAUUUGAUUUCUGUAGCACAUUUCACUUAUAAAAAAAAAUUAAAUCGCAAACUGUUUCUCAAAGAGCGCAUAUAAGAUAAAUUGUGAGAGAAGUACAAACAAAUUUAUUAAUAAUUUAAAUAAUAUUUAAAACAAUAUCGAAGAUAUCUUCCGACAUUAAAGUACAUGCCGAUAUCAAUUUUAAAACUGAAACCUGAGUUGAGUGAAAGUGGGAUUCUGAAGUUAAGCUUUCGGUGGUUACCUGAAGGCAGCAAACAGUCCGGUCCCGCAAAGUUAGCUAGUCUGGCAGUUAGCGGUUGGAGCGCAGCAUCAGCACCGUUAUCGCCCCCACAAUGGCAGAAAGGAUUCCGCUGCUGCCUUGACUCUGCUGGAAGACGAGAUGAGUCGCUUCUGUUCGGACAACAAUAAUUUCCCCUACGACAACAAUGUCCUGGUUCUGGACAUGGUUCUGGGGUCUCUGUGGGGGGUUCCUCAGCCCAUAAACUGGGAGAAUGUGGCCAAACUGGUGCCAGGCUUCACUCCGAAGGAGUGCGCCCGUCGAUUUGAGGAGCUGAAGGCCACGGCGGGGUUUCCCCUGGUGGAUUAUCAGUGUAAUGACCUAACAGGAGGAAGCGGCUCACCGUCUGACAGCCUGUCUGCCCUGCUGGAAGCUGGAGAUGUGGUCAAGAGAGAAGGAGGCAGUCAAAGCUGCAGCAAAGUCACAGACUCCAAGUCGCUCCCUGCUGGAAGGGGAGGAACGGUGGAGAAGAAGGAGACGCAAGUAUCAGUGGAAGAGGAUGAAAAACCUCAAAAACCAGGGGAUCUCAACAUGGUGAUCCACGUCUGUGACGAGACCAAGAACCUUAAGCAGGAUUUCACCUGCCCCAGAGAUCUUCUAGUCAAAGAGAUGCGCUACUUUGCUGAGUAUUUAUCCGUGGACCAGCAGAGGUGGGAAGAGGUGGACAUCUCGGUCCACUGCGACGUCCAGAUCUUCGACUGGCUCAUGAACUACGUCAGGAGGAACUCGGCAGGAGAGGGGAACAAGGACAAACCCCGGCUGGAGCCCAGCAACGUCAUCUCCAUCCUGAUCUCCUCUGAGUUCUUGAAGAUGGAUACGUUAGUGGAGGAAUGCAUCCAGUACUGCCAUAAACACAUGAGCGCCAUCGUUUCCACGCCCUGCAACAUGAACUGCAUCAACAGCAACCUGGCAACACGGAUUGCCGAGCUCUUCAACCACAACGAGGCCGACGACAUCCGCGACAAAAAAGAUAAAUUCAAGAGCAAAUUGUUUCAGAAGAAAAUUGAGCGGCUGUUUGAUCCAAACCACCAGAACAAAGAUUCACCCGGAAACGCCUCGACUCUCUAUAGGUGCGGUUUGUGCCUCAAGCUGCUGACCAAAGACACGGAGAGGAAGAUUUCCUGCGUUUCGGGGAAAAUCAACAUUGACGUCCGAGGACAGAUCAUCUAUACGCACACAAGACAGAAGAGCUGGGAUGUGCAUGAAUACACCACAGCUUUAUAUGAGGAGCUCAAGUCCUGGGUUCUCGUUUACUGGAGAAUCUGGGGAACCAUCAACUACCUGACCUGCUCCCGCUGUCAGCAGGUGUUUGUUUGUGCAGAGCUGACCCAAUGCAAAUAUCACCCAGACAGCGUGUUGUACCCCAGCAUGGGCACAGAGAAAGGCUGGCAUGGGGCGGGAAUAUACCCCUGCUGCAACCAGAGGGUUCUCCGCUUUGACCCCACUGGGAUACCAAAGGGUUGUAAGAUGCGGGAUCACAUCGUGAACGUACCAGAUGAGGAGAAAUGCGACGAGGCGACGGCGGCUCAGACCAGAGUCCUUAACGACCUGCUGCUGCACAGAGACGCUGUGUGUUUGUCCAACACGUCGCCGGCAGAAAGCUCUGAGGAGAGUCCGCCCGGAGCAGAGAAAGUCCCAGACUGCAGCGCUCUCCUGGAGCCGACACUCCUCGGACCUCUGAGAGGAGACGGCAGCUCUUUUUCCCUUUUCAAGAACUGGACUCUUCAGCUGAGGCAGCAGUCCCUCCUGUCAGAGGACGAGGAGUACACCACGGGGUCAGAGGUCACCGAAGACGAGGUGGGGGACGAAGAAGAGCUGUCGAAGAAACAAGCUGCUAAGAAGGCGAAGAAGACCCACAGACCUCUGAAGAAACAGCUUUCCUCUCCGAACUUUCAACGCAAAGACAAAUUUGAGAAGCCACAGUCCAGAGACAGCACACCUUUCACCGUGAGCCUCCAGAAGAGUAAGUGGGACAGUUCCCGCUCGCUGCGGUACAACCAGGACGCUCAGAGAGAGGAAGACCAGCGGCGCAUGGCGGAGCUCGUCGGCCACCUGACCAAGAUGAGGUUCGGAGACCAGGAGCCGAGUAAAUCCAAGGACAACAAAGAAAUUGCUGCUCCGUCUGAACUGGUGUUGGGUUGUUUCCAAACUGGUUUGUGUUUCUGCUGGUCCAGCCGGCCGGUGGGAUCUACGCCCGGCUGGAGCUGCAGUUCAGAGGCGGCGCUCCGACCCGACCGACAGCAGAAAAAGCCCCCAGAUCCAAGUCGCGUUACGCUCAGAUCCGAACUACUUAAUGAUCCCGAAGUGAUGAAAGAUCGACAGAAACCCCGAAGACGAGGACCCGUCUCCAGACGAGGACCCGUCUCCAGACGAGGGACAGGCAGGUGUGGACUUCCUACUCUUGGCCGUCUCCGUACAUGUGGACCUCCAUCGGCUGCUGCGUGUUUGUGCAGCUGUGGCCGUUCCUCAGUAAACAAGACGAACCCCCAUUGCUGCUUCAUGAGAGCAGCAGGACCCCAAACACCAGAAAACGUCGGCCAUGUUGUUUAUCUGAGAGAUUCCCACGCUUUCCUCCUUACCGGAUCUGAUUUGUAAUUUCUUUCGGUUAAGGUCAAAAUGCUUCCAUCUGUAACUGUAUUCAACUAAUAACACAUCUAUAAACACUAAA
This is a messenger RNA of Poeciliopsis prolifica (blackstripe livebearer), 3267 nucleotides long. It is a transcript of the gene sanbr, whose product is annotated as SANT and BTB domain regulator of CSR. The record is from RefSeq and is a predicted model, not a curated record. Bases 702 to 3194 code for a protein of 830 amino acids. The transcript has 21 exons. NCBI's taxonomy places the organism in Eukaryota, Metazoa, Chordata, Actinopteri, Cyprinodontiformes, Poeciliidae.